Paramecium sonneborni is the source of this 1809-nucleotide messenger RNA. NCBI's taxonomy places the organism in Eukaryota, Ciliophora, Oligohymenophorea, Peniculida, Parameciidae. The record is from the annotation of a GenBank genome assembly.
AUGAUAUAAGAUGUGAAUUCAUUUUUUGACAAUCCUGAGAUUAUAGGUAAAUCAAAUAAAAUAUGGUAAUCUGUUGAUUUAGAUAUAUAUAAUGUAAAAUAUAUUUAUUAAACGUUAUAAAGAAUGACAACAUCGUUUUUUAAGAAGACUGUCGCAAAAUCAGUAAAAAAUCCAAGAAACUUAAAAUGAUGACAAUCUAAUUAGGAAAUGAACAUAUAUAUCAUAUAAAAGACUAAAAAAUACAUUGCCUUAAUAUAACAGUGGCAGUGAUGACUACUUACAAACAUGAUUAAUUUGGCAAUAUUAUAAGAAUAGCUAGGAAUGGAAAAUAUUUCGAUUUAUAAUUAAAUGAGUAUGCUGUAUUCAAAAGUAUGAUGUCAUUAAGAUGUCUAUAAACAACUUUUCAUGAUGAAUUUGGAGUGACAAAGAUGAUUGGUAAAGGAAGUUUUGCAAAAGUUUAUUUUGCUACUAAAAAAUCUACAGGAAUCAAUUAUGCUGUUAAAGCAUUCAAUAAAGAAUUCAUGUAAGAAUAAUACAAAGGAAGAGAAUCUUUAGAGAAUGAAAUCAAAGUGAUGAGACGUUUAAAUCAAGAAAAUCUUGUUAAAUUAUACGAAACUUAUGAAACAUAAAAUUCAAUCUAUUUUAUAUUAGAUAUACUAAAAGGAGGUGAAUUAUUAACUAGAGUUAAGUAAUCUCCGUUGACUGCUACUAAUUUAUAAAAAUUAAUGUACAAUUUGAUGAAAGCAUUAUGUCAUUUGCAUUCUAAAAAAUGUAUGCAUCGAGAUUUGAAACCAGAGAAUUUAUUAUUAAGAGAGAAAGAUAAUGAUACUGAUAUAAUUAUUGCCGAUUUUGGAUUAGCAAGUUUCUUAAAUGAAGAUAUUUUAUUUAAAAGAUGUGGAACUCCUGGAUUUGUAGCUCCUGAAAUAUUAAUGUAUAAAGAAGGAGAUCCUUUUUAUGAUGAAAGAUGUGAUGUAUUCAGUGCAGGUGUUAUAUUUUAUGUUCUUUUAACAGGAAAGUAGCCAUUUUAAGGUGGAGAUUAUAAAUAAAUUUUAAGAGCUAAUAAGAAUUGUGAAGUUAAUUAUGAAAUAAAAUAGAUAUAAUGUGUAAAAUAAAUAGAUUAAUUAAUUUAGGCUCCCAUUUAAUUAGUUGAUUUAUUAAAGAAGAUGUUGUACCCUGAUGCAAAGACUCGUGUAUCAUCUGAAGAAUGUUUAAAGCAUCCAUAUUUUAAGGAAAUCUUUAAGGAAUAAGAUUUAAUAGAUAUAUAAGAGAGUUUAAGAGAAUAUGAUAAAGAUUUUGUUUAUGGUUUAGGUAAAUAAUAAGGGUAAUAUUGUUGAUAAUAAAGUAGUCCACCAAGUUAAGUUGGUUCAAUGCAAUUAUAAUAAAGAUUACCAGCUUUAAAUGGUAGAAUAGAUACUAUGGGUUCAUUUUCAAAUGUAUCUAACAAUGGAUCAGUUACAAGAUUAGAUUAGAAACCACAAUAGAUAUAAUAGAGUAAAUUCAGUUAAUUUGGAAGUAUUAACAAAUAAUAAGCUCAAUAAGAUGCAAGUAAUUAAAUAGAAUAAAGUUAUAUAUAGAUUCACCUGCAAUGAAAAAGAAUAUGUAAUCAGAUUUACGUAAAACAGCUUUAAAAAAUUCAUAUUAAUAACAAUUUAAUCAAAUAAGUAAAGAUGAUGAUUGUAUAAAUGAUGAUGCUGCUCAUUUAGAGGAUGCAAUAUCUAAAUUAAAUUCUUAAACACCUAAAAUGGGAGAAUUAAAAAAAGCAAAUUCAUAUAAAAUACCAAAAUCAUCUAUGGAAUGAGAUAUUUCUAU